Molecule: messenger RNA, 2367 nt
Organism: Penicillium waksmanii
Lineage: Eukaryota; Fungi; Ascomycota; Eurotiomycetes; Eurotiales; Aspergillaceae
Exons: 1
Coding region: 1-2367 (788 amino acids)
Source: RefSeq, a predicted model, not a curated record
AUGGAGGUGAACAGUCCGCACAACCCGCCCAGCCAGGCCAAUCCCCGAGCUCCCUUGCCCCCCUCAAGUGAUCCUCGCCUCAAGGGAACUCGCCCAUCGGUUGCGACAUCUUCUUUCCCUCGUCACUCUCCAAAAGCGCAGCCCUCUCCGUCCACCACUUUCCUACCUGCUCAUGACCAAGCACGACAUCCUCUCUCAAGAGAGGCCUCUGAUUUGACACCUCGCAUACAAUCCGAUUCUGCACAGAAGCUAGAUGGGUUGGACAUUAGCGGGUUGUUGCUUGAGUUCGUGGAUGCCCGAGCUUCAAGAAUGGUCCAGAUACAAGAAAGAACAAAACUUGAGAGAGAGGAGUCUUCCUAUCAACGUGACCUGGCAAGGGCAAGACAGACAAAGUCUUUCCCAGCCACGAUUGAAAGCUUGGAGACCGAUGCAGCUGCCUGUAAAAAUAGGCUGUCCAAGAUCAACCAUCUCAUCACCCGGCAACAAACUCGCUCAACCGAACUCAAUGAAGAUCUGGGAAAAUUUCUUCGGCAGAACACAAAUUUGCAGACCCCUCCAGCAACGGGCCCUCUCCAGCCUACCUCUGACACUGGCCAGAACAUGGCUAGAUUAGAAGAUGACGUGAGGAAGAUCAAACGAACAAUACUCAUUAAGAAAGAGGAUGACCUCCCUGACAAGCCCAUCGACAUCUUUAAAGUCUGCAACACUGUUGAGUCGCAAUCAAAAGCGCACACAACCUUCCGGAAAAGCAUCAAUGCUAUCGAGGAAUGGAGAUCUACUGCAGAGAAUGAAACAAAGCAGUUCAUGGAAGCAAGAACACAGCAAAUUCAGGAACGAGCUUUAUCAAGACUGGAAAUAGAUCGGCUCACAGGCCAGGCGCGCAAGACCACCGAAGCCCUCUCAGAUUUUAGAAAAUUCCUGCAAGCUAUUGACCAGACAGUCCAAAGACAUGAAAGCGUUGUCCGUACACUCACUGCCGAUCAAAAGAAUAUGGGAAUUGCACUAAGCACACAAAGAGAGCAACUGGAAUGCAUACUUGCAGUACAAGGGCAAAAUCUUUCCCAGUCACAAGUGCAAACAUUCUCUGGUGCUAUUUCCGAUUUCACCAAAAAAUUUGAUUAUACUUCUCAAAGGCUCGAUGGUCUAACAAAUUCCGACCAAGAGCGAGCUCCGUCUUCUGAAUUGUCUGCUGUCCUAAGGGAUAGGGUAUCGGAUCAUGAUAAAAUGCUCAUCAAGAUGAAAGAGGGUUGGGAUGAUCUUCUACGUCGAGUUCCAGCUCUAUAUGAGGCCUCCGAAGAGGUAAAGAAAUGCAGCAAGAGUUACGAGGGACUUGCUACAGCUCUUCGAUCUUUGGAACUACGAUACAACAAUAUCAAUACCGAGUCCAUGGUCACACAAAUGGCUCAUGUCAUACAAGAGAUGUAUCCAUCUGCCCGCCAGUUAAAUGAGGAAGUCGUUGCACUCAGAAAUUCCGUCAACCAGAAUAUACCAGGAAUCAAGACAGGCACCAAUUGGCAUCUUGACAAAAUCCAGGAGCUCCAAGCCCAGUAUGAUGCUCUCCACCAUGCAUUCUCUACUUCCCAGACCCAGUGUCUCAACACUGCAUCUGCAUCCAAGGAAAACAACGAAGCUUCGACGACAAAGUCAAAUGAACUGGAAGCGCAGCUCCAAGACCUGAAAACCCAACUUGAAGCUAUGCGGAAGUUAGUGGAUGAGCUACGAAUGCAGCCACCGACGGAAAUGCCUCCACAUUCUUCUUCGGCAGAGAACACUAGUGCCACGCAAGCCCAGGAAAUAUGCGACCAGAUGAGGGCAAUGCUUGACAAAACAAAGAGUGAAAUGGUAGAUCUACUGGCUGAUGUGAAUUCCAUGCUUUCAUCCCAGUCGACGGCUCUAGCAGAUGUCCAGGAGCCGAGCAGACGAAACCAAAAUCAAUCGCAGGAAUUGGAGUCGGCUCUUACCAACAAAUCUUCCUCUGGUUCCAGAGGGUCUGAAUCAACUACACAGCCCCCGUUUCGACAUUCGGAGCCUGGUUUCACAGAUCCCCUUCGCCAGUCUUCGGCGCGCACCCAACACAAUCAGGCUUCAGGAAUACAGCAAAAUGGCGGUGGUUUUCCAAGCUCCCCUCUAAAGACUGGUAGCUCUUCAAUAAACCCCCAAGCCCACCCGAUGUCUGCAGCGGUUGCAAGUAACAAACGUCUGAGAGACGAAUGCUCUGAUGAUGAUAGUCCAUCGGCAGCCGCCACCACCGCUAGCGAGUCGCCUGCGCCAUCUUCUAAUCCUGAUAUAAGGAUAGGUCAAAGGUCACAGAAGAGGAGGAAGAAGAAGAAGAUCAGGCAAAAUAAUUUGGGAGCUCAAGGGGUUUGA